AUGUCCUUGCCUCACCUCGCUCAAACCCCUAAUGGGUUCCAGCUUGUCGUCAAAGACAAGCCGGUCCUCCUCCUUCCGGGCGAACUACACAACUCCUCGCUCUCCUCUGCCAGAUACAUGUCCACUGUUUGGAAUUACAUGAAAGAACAAUGCAUCAACACCCUUCUCGGCGCCGUUACCUGGGAAAUGGUCGAGCCCGUUGAGGGUCAAUUUGACUUUACCGAACUGGAUUCGGUCAUUACUGACGCACGGAAACACGGGCUAUAUCUAGUAUUACUCUGGUUCGGAAGUUAUAAGAACGGAGUCUCGACGGUGCAAGUUUGGGAUGCGGACAAAGGUCGGAAGAGGACAAUCGAGAUGAUCAGUCCGUUCACCGAGGAAGGGUGGAAAGCUGAUGCGCGCGCGUUCGGGAAGCUAAUGGAGCACCUGAAGGAAUUUGACAGCCAACAUAGUACAGUCGUCAUGGUGCAGGUUGAGAAUGAGACGGGCCUCCUGGGAGACUCGAGGGAUCGGUCGACUGUGGCGGAGAGGGUAUUUGCAAAAGGUUUUCCUCCUGAGCUUCUUCGUCAUCUCUCUACAUCCAAGAGUCUACAUCCUCGGUUUAUCGAACGCUUUGGAAACAGACUUCCACCCUCGGGUGAGAUCAACGAUGGUCAGACCUAUGCCUGGGAAAGCAUCUUUGGCCCUGGCACCGCAGCAGACGAAGCCUUCAUGGCCCACUAUAUUUCAGAGUACGAUUACACAGUCCCCACAACGAAUCCACUGUUUAUACCUGAACAACGGCGCGAUGACCAUGGAGCAAGAAGGGUAUGGCUGGCGUACGCAAGUUAUGGGGCACUAGGCACGAGCCCUUUUGGUGUUGACACAGAAGCUACAAAAAUCGGAAAAGAAUAUAGGCUUCUUUCACAGACAGCAGGGUAUCUGCUCAACUCCCCCCCAAGGCAGCGGAUGGGAUUUUUCUUCGAUGAGCUGCCGGAGACCGGUUCACCAAAAGGAAAGCAGAAGUGGACAAAGGUGUUCGGAAACAUCGAAGUGAUUAUUGAACGCGCCUUUGUUUUCGGAAAACCUGGUCCUGGUGGGGGCAUGAUAAUCCAGCUGUAUGACGAAACGUCAUACAGGUUUCUUGUGGUUGGACGCGGAUUCCAGGUCCGGUUUCGUGGGCUAGACGACACCGUUACAUUCACAGGGAUCUUGGAAGCGCAGGAGAAGGAGGUCGAUAGUGAAACAGGCGAGCUUAGGACGUUGAGAGUGUUGAAUGGCGAUGAGACAAGAAGCGGCGAGUUUCUUAUCAUGCCGAACGAGGACCCAGACUAUGGAGGGUUCCCUAUUGCUGUCACCAUCCCGGCGAAAACAUAUAUUGCGGAGGUAGAGGCCUAUACUAUUUGCGAGAAAAAAAUCUAG
Messenger RNA from Aspergillus nidulans FGSC A4, 1401 nucleotides. RefSeq names its product putative beta-galactosidase. The transcript has 3 exons. NCBI's taxonomy places the organism in Eukaryota, Fungi, Ascomycota, Eurotiomycetes, Eurotiales, Aspergillaceae. The coding region runs from base 1 to 1401 and encodes 466 amino acids. The record is from RefSeq and is a predicted model, not a curated record.